Fusarium venenatum is the source of this 153-nucleotide messenger RNA. The record is from RefSeq and is a predicted model, not a curated record. NCBI's taxonomy places the organism in Eukaryota, Fungi, Ascomycota, Sordariomycetes, Hypocreales, Nectriaceae.
AUGUCGGCCGCUCACUCCCAAGAGGUGGAGCGCUUCCCGUCUGAUCCCGGUGUUCGUCAUACCAGCUGUGACCACCAGGAGAUCCCUUCUGCAUUGCUCAUCGUGAGGCUGGCCGGACAUACUUCUAGAUUCAUCCAAAGCCUCCAUCGUUGA